Messenger RNA from Penicillium argentinense, 1407 nucleotides. Its product is annotated as MFS transporter. Gene Ontology annotation, molecular function: spermidine transmembrane transporter activity; spermine transmembrane transporter activity. The transcript has 4 exons. The record is from RefSeq and is a predicted model, not a curated record. Lineage: Eukaryota; Fungi; Ascomycota; Eurotiomycetes; Eurotiales; Aspergillaceae. The coding region runs from base 1 to 1407 and encodes 468 amino acids. Gene Ontology annotation, biological process: transmembrane transport; spermidine transport; spermine transport.
AUGGCCCAUUCGACAGAACAAGGAGAAAAGCAAAAUAUUGCUACAAAUUGGGCCAAUGACCCCGACAAUGCAAAGAACUGGUCAACAGCCAAGAAACUCUACAACACUGCUGUUCCUGCAUUUUUAUGUUUUCUGAUUUCAUUCAGUUUGGCAAUUUUUUCACCUUCGCACGAAUCCGUUCAAGAAGACUUCCACACCAGCACGACCCUCUCCCUCCUCCCCUUUACACUCUAUGUGUACGGCCUCGCCUUCGGCCCAGCCGUCUCAGCACCCCUGAGUGAGACCUUCGGUCGUAGAUUCAUCUACAUCUUCGUGACUCCACUCGCAUUGAUCUUCUUUCUCGGCGCCGGCUUCGCAAAUGGGCUCGCAGCGCUGGCAAUCUGCAGGCUGCUGGCCGGUAUUAUGAUCUCCGCGCCGUUGGCUGUCGGGGCCGGCACUAUCAUGGACAUGUGGACCGGAGUCUAUACCAACCGUGGCGUCGUCCUCAUAAUGACCAUUGCAUUCCUGGGCCCUGCGCUGGGUGAGCUGGUGGGUGGGUGGGUCGCGCAGUAUAAAAAUUGGCAAUGGUCGCUCUGGACAUCGCUCUUCCUGGGUGCGGGUAUUUGGAUCUUUUCGCUAGGUGCACAGGAAACUUAUGCUGGUCCUAUAAUGCGCCGCAAAGCGAAGAAGAUGGGUCUGCCUAUCCCACCAUCUCCUAUUCCAUCCGGACUGGCUGGAGUCCGCUUUUUAAUGACGGUGACGCUGGCAAGGCCAUUGUACAUGCUCGUACGCGAGCCGAUCGUCAUUCUGUGCUCACUAUACUCAUCUUUGAACUUCUCUAUUCUCUUCUGCUUCCUGGCGGCUAUCCCACUGAUCUUCAACACUACCUAUGACUUCACGCCUGGAGAGAGUGGUCUGGUCUUGAUUGGGAUAGCUGUGGGCUGUGCCCUGGGAGGAUUCUCUUUGGUCCUUAUUGACUCCUACACUAUGAGGCGCCAUAUCCAAAGAUACAAGUCUGCAGCGCCACCACCGGAGCGAACACUAUGGGGAGCUAUGAUCGGAGGGCCGUUGAUGACCGGUGCCCUAUUUUGGUUUGCAUGGACGGCCCAGCCAGGGAUUCAUUGGAUGUGCAGCAUUGCUGCGACGGGCCUCUUUGGCUUCUCCAAUAUAUUGAUCUUUGUUUCGACCAUGCUUUACCUUACAAACGUGUAUGGUGCCAAAUACGGUGCCUCGGCGCUCGCGGCCAACGGGCUGCUACGAUACCUUGUCGGUGGAUCUUUUCCCCUCUUCACCAUUCCAAUGUACGAAAACCUAGGAUACGCCUGGGCGUCGAGCUUGCUCGGAUUCCUUGCUGUCCUGUUUGCAUUUUUACCUUGGAUAUUUUACGUCUUUGGAAGCAAGGUCCGACAAUUCAGUGCGUAUAUUUAG